Lepus europaeus (European hare) is the source of this 3680-nucleotide messenger RNA. RefSeq names its product PAX interacting protein 1 (gene PAXIP1). NCBI's taxonomy places the organism in Eukaryota, Metazoa, Chordata, Mammalia, Lagomorpha, Leporidae. Gene Ontology annotation, biological process: positive regulation of transcription initiation by RNA polymerase II. The transcript is spliced from 21 exons. The record is from RefSeq and is a predicted model, not a curated record. Gene Ontology annotation, cellular component: nucleus. The coding region runs from base 36 to 3230 and encodes 1064 amino acids.
GCGCCGCUGCGGAGCCUUUCCCGGCUGCCGCGAUCAUGUCGGACCAGGCUCCCAAAGUUCCUGAGGAGAUGUUCAGGGAGGUCAAGUAUUACGCGGUGGGCGACAUCGACCCGCAGGUUAUUCAGCUUCUGAAAGCUGGAAAAGCCAAGGAAGUCUCCUACAAUGCAUUAGCCUCACACAUAAUUUCAGAAGAUGGGGACAAUCCAGAGGUUGGAGAAGCUCGGGAAGUCUUUGACUUACCUGUGGUUAAGCCUUCUUGGGUGAUUUUGUCCGUUCAGUGUGGAGCUCUUCUGCCAGUAAAUGGUUUUUCUCCAGAGUCAUGUCAGAUUUUUUUUGGAAUCACUGCCUGCCUUUCUCAGGUGUCUUCUGAGGACAGAAGCGCCCUGUGGGCUUUGGUUACCUUCUAUGGGGGAGACUGCCAGCUGAAUCUCAAUAAGAAAUGCACACAUUUGAUUGUUCCAGAACCAAAGGGGGAGAAAUAUGAAUAUGCUUUAAAGCGAGCAAGUAUUAAGAUUGUGACUCCUGAUUGGGUCCUGGAUUGCAUAUCUGAAAAAACCAAAAAAGAUGAAGCAUUUUAUCAUCCUCGUCUGAUUAUUUAUGAAGAAGAGGAAGAGGAGGAAGAGGAAGAGGAAGAGGUUGAAAAUGAGGAACAAGAUUCACAAAACGAGGGGAGUACAGAUGAGAAGUCAAGCCCUGCCAGUUCUCAGGAGGGGUCUCCUCCAGGUGACCAGCAGUUUUCACCCAAAUCGAACACAGAGAAGUCUAAAGGAGAAUUGAUGUUUGAUGACUCUUCAGAUUCGUCGCCUGAAAAACAAGAGCGAAAUUUAAACUGGACCCCAGCUGAAGUCCCACAGCUAGCUGCGGCCAAGCGCAGGCUGCCUCAGGGAAAGGAGCCUGGGCUGAUUAACUUGUGUGCCAAUGUCCCGCCUGUCCCAGGUAACAUUUUGCCUCCUGAUGUCCGGGGUAACUUAAUGGCUUCUGGACAAAAUCUCCAAAGUUCUGAAAGAUCAGAAAUGAUAGCUACUUGGAGUCCAGCUGUGCGGACAUUGAGAAAUAUUACUAAUAAUGCUGACAUUCAGCAACUUAACCGACCUUCAAAUGUAGCACAUAUCUUACAGUCCCUCUCAGCGCCCACAAAACAUUUAGAGCAGCAGGUGAAUCACAGCCAGCAGGGCCAUGCCAAUGCCAGUGCCAUGUUGUUCAGCCAGGUGAAAGGCACUCCAGAGACACAUAUGCUGCAGCAGCACCAUCAGCCCCAGCAGCAGCAGCAGCAGCAGCCGAUUUUACACCUGCAGCCCCAGCAAAUGAUGCAGCUGCAGCAGCAGCAGCAGCAGCAGCAGAUUUCUCAGCAACCCUACCCCCAGCAGCAGUCCCAUCAGUUCUCGCAGCAGCAGCCGCCGCAGCCACAGCAGCAGCAAGUCCAUCCGCAUCAGUUUCCACAGCAACAGCUACAGUUUCCACAGCAACAGUUGCAUCCUCAACAGCAACUGCAUCGCCCUCAGCAGCAGCUACAGACGUUUCAGCAGCCGCAUGCCCUGCAGCUGCAGCAGCUGCAGCAGCACCAACUGCAGCAGCAGCAGCUGGUACAGCUGCAGCAGCAGCAGCAUAGCCUGCUGCAGCAGCAGCAGCUACAGCGCCUGCACCAGCAGCAGCAGCAACAGCACAUGCAGAAUCAGACAGCACAACACUUGAGUCAGACAUCCCAGGCGCUGCAGCAUCAGCUUCCACCUCAGCAGCCCCAGCCCCAGCCCCAGCAGCAGCCACCACAGCAUCAUCAGCUGUUUGGACACGAUCCAGCAGUGGAGAGUUCUGUUGUAGUCCCGGAAGAAGGCUUCUUACUGGGAUGUGUGUUUGCAAUUGCGGAUUAUCCAGAGCAGAUGUCUGACAAACAGCUGCUGGCCACUUGGAAAAGGAUAAUCCAGGCCCAUGGUGGCGCUGUGGACCCCACCUUCACGAGCCGAUGCACACACCUCCUCUGUGAAAGCCAAGUCAGUAGUAUGUAUGCACAGGCAAUAAGAGAAAGAAAAAGAUGUGUUACUGCACACUGGUUAAACACCGUCUUAAAGAAGAAGAAAAUGGUGCCCCCGCAUCGAGCCCUUCAUUUCCCCGUGGCGUUCCCACCAGGAGGAAAACCGUGUUCGCAGCACAUUAUUUCUGUGACUGGAUUUGUUGAUAAUGACAGAGAUGACCUAAAGCUAAUGGCAUACUUGGCAGGUGCCAAAUAUACAGGUUAUCUGUGUCGCAGCAACACAGUCCUCAUCUGUAAAGAACCAACAGGUUUAAAGUAUGAAAAAGCCAAAGAGUGGAGGAUCCCUUGCGUAAAUGCCCAGUGGCUUGGUGACAUUCUCCUGGGAAACUUUGAGGCCCUGAGGCAGAUUCAGUAUAGUCGAUACACAGCAUUUAAUCUACAGGAUCCGUUUGCCCCAACUCCGCAUUUAGUGUUAAAUCUUCUAGAUGCUUGGAGAGUGCCAUUGAAAGUGUCAGCAGACUUGUUGAUGGGUUUACGAUUACCUCCAAAACUGAAGCAGAAUGAAGUGACUAAUAUCCAGCCUUCUUCCAAAAGAGCCAGAAUUGAAGAUAUACCACCUCCCACUAAAAAGUUAACGCCAGAAUUGACCCCUUUUGUGCUGUUCACGGGAUUUGAGCCUGUCCAAGUUCAACAAUAUAUUAAGAAGCUCUACAUACUUGGUGGUGAAGUCGUCGAGUCUGCACAGACGUGCACACAUCUUAUUGCCAGCAAAGUGACACGCACCGUGAAGUUCCUGACGGCCAUCUCUGUAGUGAAGCACAUCGUGACACCGGAGUGGCUAGAAGAGUGCUUCAAGUGCCAGAAAUUCAUUGAUGAGCAGAACUACAUUCUUCGAGAUGCUGAGGCUGAAGUACUUUUCUCUUUCAGUUUGGAAGAAUCCUUAAAACGAGCACAUGUUUCUCCACUCUUUAAGGCAAAAUAUUUUUAUAUCACACCUGGAAUCUGCCCAAGUCUUUCCACUAUGAAAGCAAUUGUGGAAUGUGCAGGAGGAAAAGUGUUGUCUAAACAGCCAUCUUUCCGGAAGCUCAUGGAACAUAAGCAGAAUAAGAGCUUGUCAGAAAUAAUUUUGAUAUCCUGUGAAAAUGACCUUCAUUUAUGUCGAGAAUAUUUUGCCAGAGGAAUAGAUGUUCAUAAUGCAGAGUUUGUUUUGACUGGAGUGCUCACACAAACGCUGGACUAUGAAUCAUAUAAAUUUAACUGAUAGCUUCAGCUGCUGUGAGCGUGGAGUUUGGAGCACAGGGCCGGCUGCAGCCUGGGCCCAGCGCCAGGGCUUCCUUCAGACACUUGUUUUCCAGCUGCUUUCUUAGGGAACAAGAUUUUAAAGCAGGAAAACAAAUAUAAUAAAUAUACUGCAUCUUAUUAAGAUGUGCAAUUUUAUUCUGAGGAAACAUAAAUUAUGUUUUGUAUUAUAUGACUUUGAGAGCCCACACUAGGUUUUACGAUUCAUUUGCCAGGUUUUUAAAUGUUUUCACAAAACUGUGCGGAACUUCAACUACAAAUAAAAUGGUGUAAAUAAAGACCUUGCUAUCUCUAAAUUAUGGAUGUUAAAGAUCUGAAAUGUUUUGUACUUUGAUUAUUUUUAUUUCUUAUACUCUUUUCUUUUAUACUGAUAUCUUGCCCACCUUUUAAAUAAAUGUACUUUUGAACUUUA